CAUUGAAUAUUAAACCCACUGGGUGUCGCCCCCAUCUUAAUGACGACCUCCACUAUUUUGGUUGAACAGGUAAUGAAAGCCUUCCAUAAAAUAAAACCGAUUCGACAAACCCGAACAGUAGUUUACAGCUUCCACUCACAUAUCCAUUGACAAUCCUUCACUUCCCACACUCCAUCGAUCUGGUUCGUCUAUUUUGCUCUUUUGAAGAAUCUCUGUUGUUCUGUAAACAGAAGAUAUGCUAUUCAUAAAUCAUCUCUGGGAAUAUGUUGUGACUCCACUUUCGGUGCUGCAAAUGCCUAGCUCUAUAUCUUUUGCAGGUCUAAACUAAACUUUAGAACACUGCUUCAUCAGAGUUCUUCGCCGAGAUUGGACUCAGGGACACAAAUUGACUUCUUCUUUUUUUUUUGGUAGCAAAAUGACAGAAAUUUUAAGUUAUACGGCUUGCAGACAGUUAUCUCAGAUGUUCUUGGCCGUUGUCUUCUUUCAUAGUUCAGAAUACAUCCUGGCAGUUGCCAUUCAUGGGAGAUCAAAUGUGACUCUCAAGUCACUUCUAAUCAGCAAAAAUUAUCUCCUUGCAAUGAUCUUUUCCUUGCUGGAGUACAUCGUUGAAAUUGUUCUAUUUUCCGGGUUGAAAGAACACUGGUGGAUAAGUGACACAGGUCUUGCACUGGUGGUAAUAGGGGAGUUUACACGAAAAUUGGCUAUAAUAACUGCUGGUCGAGCCUUCACGCAUCUUAUCAAGGUUUAUCACGAAGAGCAUCAUCUGUUAAUUACUCACGGCAUCUAUAGAUUCGUCCGUCAUCCUGGGUACUCUGGUUUCUUCAUUUGGUCAGUUGGCACUCAAAUAAUGCUUUGUAAUCCCAUAUCCACUGUUGGUUUUGCAAUUGUUGCUUGGAAAUUCUUUGCUGAAAGAAUACCUUAUGAAGAGUAUUUCUUAAAGCGAUUCUUUGGGUCGGAGUAUGAGGAGUAUGCACGUCGAGUACCUUCAGGGAUGCCAUUUGUAAAAUGAGGAUUUAUGUUUUCAUAGUUAGCUAGCUUUUUAUCUUCCUGAAGGUCUUUUGGGCAGGGAUUUGGUUUAACUUUUAUGAUUGAAAAGAUUAGGUGCUACUGAGUGCUGACUGAAGUGAGCUUUUGUUGUAGAUUUUUAUCUUGGGUAGGAUGAUAAUAUUAAGUUAUGGUAGAAAAAGCAUCCAAGAGUUAGGUGUGAAUUGGUUCUUAAAUACUAAUUGAACUUUUUUAUUUUUAAUUAUCGAGCAAAAAUUAUGAGUUUGAAGUCAA
Molecule: messenger RNA, 1278 nt
Organism: Gossypium arboreum
Lineage: Eukaryota; Viridiplantae; Streptophyta; Magnoliopsida; Malvales; Malvaceae
Product: protein-S-isoprenylcysteine O-methyltransferase B-like
Exons: 2
Coding region: 416-1009 (197 amino acids)
Biological process (GO): C-terminal protein methylation
Cellular component (GO): endoplasmic reticulum; membrane
Molecular function (GO): protein C-terminal S-isoprenylcysteine carboxyl O-methyltransferase activity
Source: RefSeq, a predicted model, not a curated record